This is a messenger RNA of Hibiscus syriacus, 1649 nucleotides long. Its product is annotated as UDP-glucose flavonoid 3-O-glucosyltransferase 7-like. Gene Ontology annotation, molecular function: UDP-glycosyltransferase activity. The transcript has a single exon. The record is from RefSeq and is a predicted model, not a curated record. The coding region runs from base 39 to 1517 and encodes 492 amino acids. NCBI's taxonomy places the organism in Eukaryota, Viridiplantae, Streptophyta, Magnoliopsida, Malvales, Malvaceae.
UUUUCCAACUUGUUCAUCUACCGAUCCGAGAAUCAAAGAUGGCAAGCGAAAAUGAAAACCAAAUACACGCAAUGUUCUUUCCUUACAUGGCACCCGGUCACAUGAUGCCAAUGGUGGACAUGGCCAGGAUAUUUGCCGCUACUGGUGCCAAGGUCACCAUCAUCAUCACCCCCAUGAAUGCUCUUCGCAUAAAGAAUGCCAUCCAUCGAGAUGUUAAAUCCGGUCGACUCAUUACACUUGAAAUCAUAUCUUUACCUUCAGCUGAAGUCGGAUUACCCGAGGGAUGCGAGAAUUUGGUUUUGGCCUCGACACCGGAAAUGACCAUGAAGCUCUUUGAUGCCAUUGAUUUGCUUCAACCAAAAAUCAGAAGGCUUCUCAGCGAUUACCACCCUGACUGCUUAGUCUCCGAUUCUCUUUUAACAUGGACUUUGGAUAUUGCCAAUGAGUUUGGCAUUCCACGCCUUGCCUUCAACGGUAGUGGCUUCUUCAACCUCUGUCUCUCGGAGACUCUCUCACACUAUCAACCUCAUAAGAGAAUUACAUCAGAGACGGAAACGUUCGUCGUUCCAGGUCUUCCUGAUGAAGUGAAACUCACGAGAUCACAGUUGCCGGACAUUGUUAAAAACAGAAAUCAUUUCUCUGAGUUGUUUGAUAAGUUAAAGGAAUCUGAAAGGAAGAGCUUUGGGAUGUUAAUGAACAGCUUUUAUGAAUUAGAGCCUGCCUAUGCAGAUCAUUGUAGGAAUGUUUUGGGAAUCAAAGCAUGGCAUGUUGGUCCAGUUUCUCUGUUCAACAGAGACAUUGAUGAUAAAGUUGAAAGAGGUGAAAAAACUUCGGUUUCAAAACACGAUUGCCUUCAUUGGCUUAAUGGUAAGAAACCCAGAUCUGUUAUUUACAUAUGCUUUGGAAGUUUAACAAGGUUCAACAAGAAUCAAACAGUGGAGAUUGCUAAUGCACUCCAAGCAUCAGACCAUUCAUUCAUUUGGGUUGUUGGGAAAGCCAUCAAAACAAGCAAUGAUGAAGAGCAAGAGCUAUGGCUACCGCAAGAAUUCGAAGAGAAAGUAAAGGAAAACGGUAGAGGUUUAGUUAUUAGAGGGUGGGCACCUCAAACGUUGAUUCUUGAACAUGAAGCCAUUGGAGGCUUCUUAACGCACUGUGGGUGGAACUCUAUACUAGAAGGGGUUGUUGCCGGUGUACCCUUCGUCACAUGGCCGAUUUUCGCUGAACAAUUCUACAAUGAAAAGCUGGUGACUCAAGUGCUGAAGGUAGGAGUGUCAGUUGGGAAUGAGAUAUGGAAAGUAUGGGCAACGCAGGAUUCACCAAACAUAAAAACCAGCAAUGAUAUUCUCAUGGCGAUUAAUACAGUAAUGGGGAAUACAGAUGAGUCGAUGGAUAUGAGAAAAAGAGCCAAAAAGCUUGGGGAACAAGCAAAGAAAUCCAUUGAACAAGGCAAUUCAUCUUACAAUGACAUAGACCGUUUGGUUAAGGAUAUCAAGAUGCACAAAAAUAGCAAGCAAUGACGUUAUCCACAAUCCUCAACUGACAAAGUUUAAAGAACUACUGCUUUAUUGUUCUUAUGAUAAAGAUGGUUUCUUUUUUUAAAGCUACGAAAAAGAUGAUUUGAGUAAACGAAAAAGAUUGUAUUGUACAUA